GUCCCUCAUUCAUGACUGUUGUUGCGACAACAUGAAUACAACUUCCUCGUAAUGCUGUAAUUCGUAUGUUUCAUCGUGAAAAUUAUCUUCUCUUUAAAUCUACAAGGUGAAAGUUUACAGGGAAAAAAAGGAUUUUAAGAUGGGCUACAUGUCGGUAGAGACAAACAGUCCCACCCUGCUCCACCUCAAGAGGUCCCCUGGUGUCCGCUCAUGGUCUCUUCUUGUGGGUAUAGCAUCUGUAGGGCUGGCAGCUGCAUACUACAGCUCAGACAGCAUCCCCUGGAAGCUCUUCUACAUUGCGGGCUGCCUGUUUGUGGCCCUUCAGAACAUGGAGGACUGGGAGGAGGCCGUGUUCGAUAAAACCAAAAAACUGAUCGAGCUCAAGACAAUCAGUUUGUACGCUCUGGUUCUGACGCUGUGGAGGAAAGGACAGGAGACAAUUGUUCUGGACCUGGAGCAGCUCUGUGACGUUUGCGUCCAGGAAGAGAAGGUGCGAUACUUGGGGAAGGGUUAUCAUGUGAUGCUGAGGUUAGCCGCCGGCAUCUCCUACCCCCUCACUCAGAGUGCCACCAUGGGAAGUCGCAGUGACGUUGAGGAGGUGGCCUCAUUGGUGAAGCGCUUCCUGGGUCUGGAUGAGAUGCAGCGAAAGCAGCAGGAAUAUGAAGACUAUGGAGAGGAGAACGACUCGCUGGGGGACAGCACGGACUCAGAAGAGCAGACAGACCAGCUAUGAUGGCCGAUGUAUGCAUUCCCAGUGCAUCCUGGGAUGAAAAGGUUGAAUGCAAUGCAAAGAUAUGGCAGAGGUGGAGACUUGCCCUACACAUGUAUUCCCUCAUUUAUUUUUCCUUAAAUAAUGCUUAAAUGCUGUGGUUUCCACACAGAUUAUGUGUUCUGUACUAAUUACUGUUUGAGAGCGCAUUCAGAUUAUGGUCCCAGUGUGCCUCCCUGUUGAAGUCAUAACAAUCAUUUGUUUGGGAGAUGAAGGAAAGUGCCUUUUCCCACAGUUUUCUGGACCACCCAGCUCAGAUCCACCUACUUACAUGUUUUCAUACUACUGUGUGUCCAACCUGGAGGAACGUAAGCUCAGCCUCAGCCAGAGCAAACCAAAAGCAAACUGUGUGUGGCACGAUAACGCCUGUCGAUGCUUUAUUUUUUAUGUUUGAAGCAUUUUUUUUAUUUGAACCAAAGACUUAAAC
Molecule: messenger RNA, 1196 nt
Organism: Cyprinodon variegatus (sheepshead minnow)
Lineage: Eukaryota; Metazoa; Chordata; Actinopteri; Cyprinodontiformes; Cyprinodontidae
Product: chromosome unknown open reading frame, human C17orf62
Exons: 6
Coding region: 140-733 (197 amino acids)
Source: RefSeq, a predicted model, not a curated record